AUGGAACAAAUGAUGAAAAGCUUGACGGAUGCUAUUCGGUUAUUAUUACCUAUGAACUCGUCACCAAGUAUACAACAUCAGACAAUAACUGAGCGUACACUAGCGAGUGGAAAACGUCUGAGACCCGACACCUCACCGGAAAACAAUUAUUUCUACAUGACAAAUGAUAUUCGAGAAGCAGCCAACAAAAUAGCAUUUGUAAAUCAAGCUAAAAUUAUUAAACAAGAGAAGGUUCGUUUAUGGACAGCUCGUAAAAAUCAACAUAAAACAACAUUCCAUCGAGCGCUACGUUCUUAA
This is a messenger RNA of Didymodactylos carnosus, 297 nucleotides long. The record is from the annotation of a GenBank genome assembly. Lineage: Eukaryota; Metazoa; Rotifera; Eurotatoria; Philodinida; Philodinidae.